AUGGCACAAGAAAAAUUAAUAACAUUAGAUGCUACAGCAUUGAGUUCCACAGCAGUUGAGCUUAUGGUUGCUGAUGUACGUUCAACUGAUGGGAAACAUCAUAGGUUAUUGUAUAACCGGUCCAGGAAACUUAUUGAAUUCAGAUUGUGCGGAAGUGAUGAAGGAAAAGAAGAAAGUAUGUUGAAAGAUUUGAAUGAACUAAUUUGUGUACGAGGUACGCCUAUUAUCAUGAAACGAGGGCUGCCAACUGAUUUAAAUGAAGAUGCAAAACAAGUUGACACACCUAAUCACUUAUAUUUUUAUUUCGCUGAAAAAUGGACAAAGCGUCGGUGGCGUAUCCGCACAAUUACAGCUCUGUUUACCACUACUGUUGAGAAAAAACUGUGGUUGGACGCAUUAAAUUCCGCUCUUCAUGAUUUGGAACAAAGGCCAAAAACGUUAUUAAUAUUCAUAAAUCCUUUCGGUGGUAAAGGCAAUGCUAAGAAGAUUUUCUCGAAACAGGUAACUAAAAUUUUGGAAAUGGCUGGUAUUCAUUGUGAUGUUAUAUUGACACAACGUGCAAAUCAUGCUUUUGAUUACCUUAAAGAACUAAAUUCUUCCUACUGGACAACACUCGAUGGUGUUGUUUCCGUGGGUGGUGAUGGUCUUUUCAAUGAGUGCCUUUCCGCUGUAGUUUGCAGAACACAGCAGGAAGCAGGAAAAGAUAUUUCCGAUGCUAAUAUUGAUGUGCUGCAAACACCCAGAAUGCGAUUUGGUAUAAUUGGUGCUGGUUCUGCAAAUUCUAUUGUUUCUUCUGUUCAUGGCACUGAUGAUUGCCCAACAGCUGCUAUACAAAUUGCUCUUGGUAGUAAGUGUUCAGUUGAUGUGUGUACAGUUCAUAAAGGUGAUGAUUUGAUGCGUAUAUCUGCAAAUGCAAUUUCUUAUGGUUGGCUUGGUGAUCUUUUGGCUGAUUCUGAACGUUUUAGAUGGAUGGGACCUUGUAGAUAUCAGUAUUCUGCUUUACGAACAACUUUACGUAAUCCGGCAUAUUUUGGUCGCGUAUCAUUCAGUUUGAUUCCUGAAGCUGGUGAAAAAUAUGAUUUAAGCAAUUUACCAAGAUGCACUACACCAUGUUCUGUUUGUGAUGGUACUAGUGAAGGCGAUAAAAAUUAUCCAUUUCACUUACAAACUGAUUUCACUCAUAUUAUAUGCUGCGUGGUGCCAUGUAUUAGCCCAUUUACACCGUAUGGCUUAGCUCCUUUUACAAGUAUUGGUGAUGGAAGUAUGGAUUUGGCGUUAGUUCCACGAAUUUCUCGUUGUGGCAACAUGUCCGUUAUUCGUAAAAUUGCAUUGAAUGGACCAAAAAGUGUUUUGUCAAUGAGAAAUACUUUAAACGUUUUCCGAGUUACUCGAUGGGCUUUUACUCCUGCUUCGUUACUUCAAAAUGCAUCUAAUCAUGGAUCGUCAGUGAGUGAUGCACAAGGUGUAUGGAAUUUAGACGGAGAAAUGAUGACGCAGCCGAAAGAUGCUUCAUUUCAAUUCAGAUUGCAUCCUCGCUUAAUUAAAUAUUUUGGACGAGAAACCGAUUUAAAUGUGACUACAAGAAAGAUCGGUUGUUGCAGACGAGAUUAUAAAAAACUGUCCAAUAUUGUUCGAGUGCCAAUAAGUCAGUAA
Thelazia callipaeda (thelaziosis nematode) is the source of this 1653-nucleotide messenger RNA. NCBI's taxonomy places the organism in Eukaryota, Metazoa, Nematoda, Chromadorea, Rhabditida, Thelaziidae. The record is from the annotation of a GenBank genome assembly.